Tupaia belangeri chinensis (Chinese tree shrew) is the source of this 843-nucleotide messenger RNA. RefSeq names its product dehydrogenase/reductase SDR family member 2, mitochondrial. Bases 1 to 843 code for a protein of 280 amino acids. Lineage: Eukaryota; Metazoa; Chordata; Mammalia; Scandentia; Tupaiidae. The record is from RefSeq and is a predicted model, not a curated record. The transcript is spliced from 7 exons. Gene Ontology annotation, molecular function: carbonyl reductase (NADPH) activity.
AUGUUUAGGCCCCUAACCCGUGAUUGGAGAGCCCUCCUGCCCUAUGGAGCUCCCCUCUCCAUGAGAAGCAACAGCUGUGGAGCCAACGGCAAGGCCAAACUGGCUGACAAAGUUGCAGUGAUUACGGGAUCCACAAAAGGGAUCGGCCUGGCCAUUGCAAAGCGGCUGGCCCAGGAUGGGGCCCACGUGGUCAUCAGCAGCCGGAAGCAGCAGAACGUGGACCAGGCAGUGACUAUGCUGCGGGGCGAGGGGCUGAGCGUGACAGGCACUGUGUGUCAUGUGGGGAAGGCCGAGGACCGGGAGCGGCUGGUGUCCACGGCCCUGGAACACUGUGGGGGAGUUGACAUCCUCGUUUGCAUGGCAGGGGUCAAUCCUUUGGUGGGAAGUACCUUGGGAAGCAGUGAGCAGGUCUGGGACAAGAUCCUGAACAUCAAUGUGAAGGCCCCAGCUCUGCUGCUGAGCCAGCUGCUGCCCCACAUAGAGAAGAGGGGGCGAGGCUCAGUGAUCCUGGUCUCCUCAGUUGCAGCUUAUCUUCCAGUUGUUAAGCUGGGGGCAUACAAUGUCAGCAAAACAGCCCUGCUGGGUCUCACCAAGACCCUGGCAUUGGAGCUGGCACCAAAGAACAUCCAGGUGAACUGCCUGAUACCAGGAAUCAUUGACACAGAAUUUGGCCAAGUGGUGAGGACCAUGGGCAGCUCCUGGUCUCAUCCCCGCCUCCUCUUUCCAUGCAGGCUUGGGCAACCUGAGGACUGCGUGGGACUCGUGUCCUUCCUGUGCUCACCAGAUGCGAGCUACAUCAGUGGCGAGAACAUCGCGGUGGCUGGCUUCUCCCCCCACCUCUGA